GCUGCGGGGCUGCCCGCCAUCCUGACCGCUGUCUCCGCAGGAGCUGCCCCGGCUGGAGAGAUGGCCGAGGAGGGCAGGGACGUGCUGGUGCUGCUGCCCACGGGGGAGCGGCUGCGGCUGGUCCUGGGGGUGCAGGCCACGGGGCGGGAGCUGUGGAGGCGGGUGUGCGACGAGGCCGGCCUCCGGGAGCCCCACUUCUUCGGCCUCUGCGUGGUCAAAAACAGCGAGUUCCUGUUCCUAGACCCCGAGCAGAAGCUCAGCAAGUGCUUCUCCCCGGACUGGAGCCGGGAGCGGCCUGAGGGCCGGCGGUCCCGGGCCCCCUUCGUGGCCUUCCUCCGGGUGCAGUUCUACGUGGAGGACGGGCGGCUCAUCAGCACCCGGACGGGCCGGCACCUGUACUACCUGCACCUGCGGGAGCGGGUGCUGCGGUCCCAGGGCACCCACUGCGAGGAGGCCUACUUCCUGCUGGCGGCCUACGCGCUGCAGGCCGACCUGGGCAACCACCGGGCCCGCGCCCACAGCGGGCGCUACUUCGAGCCCCAGGCCUACUUCCCGCCGUGGGUCAUCGCCAAGCGGGGCAGCGCCUACCUCCUGCGGCACGUGCCCGGCCUGCACCGUGAGCAGCGGGGCCUGAGCCCCCGGGAGGCUGAGCUGCGCUACGUCCGCGAGGCCUGCCGGCUGGAGGACGUGCCCGUCCACUUCUUCCGGCUGAAAAAGGAUAAGAAGGAAGAAAGGCCUACCAUCGUCCUGGGACUGACCCUCAGAGGAGUGCAGGUCUUCGAGGAGGUGAACCGCACUCGGCAGCUGCUCCAAGACCUGCCCUGGCACCGCAUUGGGAAGCUGACCGUUCUGGGGAAGAAGUUCACGAUCCGGCUGGACGGGCGGCCCGCGGCCCACAAGCUGGAGUUCCACACGGGCUGCGCCACCCGCUCCCGGCACCUCCUGCGCCUGCUCCGCGCCAGCCACCAGCUGCACCUGGCGCUGCAGCCCGCCCUGGCCCGGCUGCGGCUGGAGGAUGCCCACGAGCCGUGUUACCGGGAGACGUACAUCGGCGACCCGCGGGAGCCGGAGCCGCGCCCAGCGGAUGGCCCGCACAGCGGGGACGGUGGCCAGCGGCUGCCCCGCCGCCUCUCCCUGCUCUGGGCCAGCAGCCACGGCGGCUCCCACGCGUCCGGCGAGAUGUCCGUGGACGAGCCGGGGGCCGCAGCCCUGCCCGGGGAGGGGGCGUCCCUCCGCUCCAGCCUGGGUCCGAGCAGUGGAGACACGGCGGGGCACACGCAGGGCCCGGGGCGCCCGGGCGGCGCCUCUGGCCGCCGGGCGGGGGCCGUGGUGCGGGUCACGCUGGUCAGCAUGCGGGGCUGGAGCGCUGAGGCCCUGCACCAGACGGACACAGCAGACGAAGGCAUGUCUGUGGGACCAGUCUCUGCUGCCAGCUGCCACCCCGGCCCCGUCUCCCCGUACCCCGGCCAGUGCUUCCCCUGA
Molecule: messenger RNA, 1482 nt
Organism: Pipistrellus kuhlii (Kuhl's pipistrelle)
Lineage: Eukaryota; Metazoa; Chordata; Mammalia; Chiroptera; Vespertilionidae
Gene: FRMD1
Product: FERM domain containing 1
Exons: 13
Coding region: 61-1482 (473 amino acids)
Biological process (GO): positive regulation of hippo signaling
Cellular component (GO): cytoplasmic side of apical plasma membrane; cytoskeleton
Source: RefSeq, a predicted model, not a curated record